AAGUAAUGGAGAAUCACCCAGCUCCGAUAAUCUGGAUAAUGGUGAUAAACCACAUGAAUUCGACAUGUCCUGGGCCCCAACUCCAGCGCCAAAGAAUAUGCAUCUUGGCUUCCUCAAUCAGUUUCUGAAGCAAGGGGGAUGUAAUUCAGUUUCAGGACAGCUUCUUCUGCCGCUUGAUGAUGCUUCCUCAAGUACUCUUCGUUAUUACAAAAGGAAGGCAAGGGAAGCGGUUGCUUUAACGUUGCACUGCAUAGCCCCUGGACAAGAAAACGAUCUUAUGUCACUGAUCCAGCCUGCAGUGCCUUCUCCAAUGGCCGAUGAACUGGACAAGGUUGUGGUGAAAUGCUAUAAUGAUGCCUCGUCAUGGUAUAUUAGACGACAGAUAUUGUCCAUUCUUGCUCCACAUAGAACCAAAGAGCAACUAAUGGACAUGAUUCCUGGUCUCACGAAGUACAGGGUAGAUGAAGCCCGUAAACAUGCAAGGGAGGUUGGCCAGGCUCAGCCAGUCGAGGUUGAAGGUGUUACUCGUUCACGCCUUAGUGAAGUGAAGGUCGACCAUUUUCUAGAUUUCAUCUCCCGCCCAGACUUCCUACAAGAUGUUGCAUACGGGACUAAAGUUGUGAAAUUGAGCCACGGUGAAAAGCUUGAAAUCCCCAAGGUUGUACGAACAGUGAUAACAUCAAGAAUAAUUCAGCUUUACCAAGCCUACUGUGAAGAGGUUGCCUUUGAGCCAUUGAGCAGGAGCACACUCUACUCAAUCAUUCAGGUUUGCGCAGCUUCCCAACAGAAAUCUCUUUCUGGUCUUGACAACAUUGCAGCUGAGGGGUCGGAGGCAUUUGAUUCAUUGUUCACCAUUGCAGAAAGUCUUGGUGAUCUUCAGUAUCCAGCUGCUUCUCUUGAGGACCUGAAGAAAAAGAUCCGUUCUUCCAAACAGUAUCUCAAGACAGAUUACAAGUUGCACAUCAGUGAGGCAAACCCGUGUGCAGACCACUGCAUUACCUUUGCUCUGUCAGAUGGACAAACCAAGUGCUCCCAUGACCAUGACUUGGUGUGUGAACGUUGUGAGGAAUUGAAAGAAAUGCUUGAUAUGAUGGAAGUUGCAUUUGAUAACCCAGAAGUGGUUUACAGGUACGAAAAGCAGUUAGAAGAACUGAAGUACGACUUCGAAGCCGGCCGAGAAAAAGUUCUGCAUCUGAAAUCCCAUAUAAUGAGAGCGAAGAACCAAGAGAGAUGCAAAGUUCAGAUUCUUCAAGAGCUGCAACCACAUCAGGCACUAAUAACAAUGGAUUGGGCCAUGAAGUUUCUGCCAACGAAAUAUAGGGAAGCGCAGCAGGAUUGGUUUGGAAAAAAGGGUGUUUCCUGGCAUGUGUCUGCUGUCAUAACUCGUGUUGAGGGGAACGAAUUUCAGAUCCACUGUUACGUCCAUGUCCUGGACCAAUGCAAACAAGACUGGUUCGCAGUAUUCUGUCUUGUGGAAGCCACACUAUUGAAGGUGAAGUUGGAGACACCUACAGUGAAGGACGUAUUCUUACGCUCAGAUAAUGCAGGUUGUUAUCAUAAUGCAUCCUUACUAAUAUCGAUGAAAAACCUGCAACAGAUCACAGGCCUCACUAUCAGGCAAUAUGACUUUUCUGAAGCACAGGCAGGAAAGGACAUCUGCGACAGGAAGAUCGCGCCCAUGAAGUCCCACAUACAACGCUUUGUGUGUGAGGGACAUGAUGUUACUAAUGCAUCUGAGAUGAAGGAUGCGCUGGAGUCAUAUGGUGGUGUCAGAUGCUGCUAUGUUUCUGUUGUGACACUUGCAGCUGGUGCACCUAAGGCUCUGACAUGGCCAGGAAUCACGUCAUUUACCAACUUUCGUUAUGAGGACGGUGGAAUCCGUGUUUGGAAGGCAUACAGUAUUGGUACUGGCGAGUUCUUUCCAUACCCCAAACUGGAGAGCAAGCAAGCUGCUGCAUUAGCUCCAACUGGAGUGACACUCAGUGUGUAUACGCGGCCUAGUGUAGGUGUUGGAGCAAUGAAGGCACAAGGUGAAAUCAACAAGGUGGAAAUCCCGUGCCCUGAAAAUGGAUGUGACCAAUUUUUCAAAUCACAAGAGGACCUGACAGAACAUUUGGCCUAUGGCUCCCACACAAGUGUGACACUCAAGGAAACCGUGAUGGACAAGUUAAAGCGGAAAUGGGCUGGGCGAGUUGGUGCCAUAGCCAAAGUUGGACAACCCUCCGCAUCUGUUGUAGUAAGGAGCAAGACAGAUGCAGAUUCAGAACAAUCUUUGCUUUUUGCAGGCUGGGCUCUUCGAGGACAGAAGACCUCAAGACGGUUUUCUGCAGAAGUGCGGAGAUAUUUGUAUGAGGAAUUUAUGAAAGGUGUGACUGGGUUCAAAGAAAAUCCAACUAACGUUGCAAAGCGCCUGAAGAUGAUGUUUCCCAAGGAUCAGUGGCUGACUUCAACACAGGUCAUGUCCUACUUCAGUCGCCUCUCUGCAAAACAAAAGCAGGGACAGCUUUCAGAAGUAUCGGGCCACUCCGAGGAAGAUGAGGCACAAGAGGAUGCCCAAGAAGAGGUACACCAGGAGACAGUCAAGCGCUACAGUCUUCGUAGAAAGGUUAUGACAGAAGUAGGGAUACUAGUAUAACCAACUUCACCUAUGAACUCAUUGGUUUUGAUGACUUCGUUUGGAACCAUUUUAUCAUGAUUGGAUUGCAGACAGCUAGUCUUCAGUCAAGUCUUUUCGUUCGAUCUAGCGUUAUCAUUCCAUUCAGCUGCGUAGCUUAUGGGUUGAUCGCCAUGCCCCUGCAUUUAGCGUGAAUCUCUCAAUCUUGUUGCAGCUUGCCAUACCCUUGACUAAAGUGAUCAUGGGUGCACUAAUCAGCAUAGUAUCCUCUUGAGUGUACAAUAAUAAUGUGCAUUGUAUUCAGAAAGCAUUUCGAGUCAACAAUAGUAAUGUACAGUACCGGUCCCAUAAGAGGAUCAUGACUACUACCCCUCACAUUGGU
Lineus longissimus is the source of this 2996-nucleotide messenger RNA. RefSeq lists its product as uncharacterized. The transcript is spliced from 6 exons. The record is from RefSeq and is a predicted model, not a curated record. Lineage: Eukaryota; Metazoa; Nemertea; Pilidiophora; Heteronemertea; Lineidae. The coding region runs from base 65 to 2635 and encodes 856 amino acids.